CUUUUAAUCCAUUGGAUUAACUUAUUGGGAGUCUCAGGUGUUGAGUAACCUGCUAAAGCUGUUUAUCGGUAACAGCCACAUGUGACCUGCGAACUUUGAAAGUUUUAGAAGAGAAAAGGGAUAAUUGUUCAGUUCUAAAUAUCUGGUGUAAAGGCUUAAAAUUGUAGUAAAAUAUAUUUUGCGAAUAUUUAUGUAACAAAUGUUGCAGACGUUACCGUUGCUUGUUUCAACAAAAUUAGCUUGUUUCAGCUCUUCUUUGCAUAUCAACUAACGUGUGCCAGUAGGGUUAUUUACUUGCCCAGCCAGCACUUACUUCGGGCGCACUGUAGUCUCACCCGAUGGACAUUGUAAGUUCGUAGAAUUCCUCUCUGAGUUAUUGAAGAUCCAAUGCCUAAUUCUCACAGCUUUGCGGGUGUAAGUACGGUAUUAAAUGCUAUCUUAGAAAGUAACUUGCUCGACUAGAUCUCGAUUUACAGUCCUCAAUGCCCUGACCAACUGUAAAGUUCACUAAGGACCGAAAGAAACAAUGAAGCCUGCCGUUGGCUGUUUAUAAUUUUUGAUGGAAUUUUAGGCCAGGCAAUUGAUUUUCGACCUAUGGGUCACUGUUUCCAACCCGGCUCCGCCAAUCCUAGUUUCAACAGUCAGGUAGCAUCAUUGGCCCACACAGUAGGUACGAGUCAGUGCCUGCUGCGCGCAAAAGCAAUGAGUUGCCGAGCGGAUUUCAAUUUCUUAAUCUUUGCUUCCGCACCCACCCACUGCAUUUCAUAUGAAAUGGAGCUUGCGUUAUACCACAAAUGGUCUAGCUUUCUACUAAAAGGCAAGCAGUCGUAGGUGGUUGUACCUAGUGAUAUCAGUAUACAGGUGUGUAGCCAUACAAAGCAGUUAAGCGGCAACUUCGGAAUCCUAGUCGAAGGAACAGAUAACGAAAUAACAUACUAUGACUAUGCUCAAUUAACCAUCUGUUUCUCAUCAUCAUGAACGCCAAACAUAAAGAGACAAUAGUCUGAGAGUAAAACAGGCACUGGUAAUGUAUAAUUGCACAUUAAAUUGGUAAUUUUGAUAUACACUACUACAGUGUACCCAAGUUUCAAUUCAAUACCAGUAAAACGCACGGUCUUUCUGCUGAGAGGCUAGUCUAUAAUCUUACACAAAUUUCAAAAACUGAAGCUAGAUUUUGUUAUGCACUAUCCUAAAAACCAAAUCAUUCCCAAAUAUUUCUGAAUUCCUGUUCCAAUCCCAUCGGAUAAACUUACUAGAGCAAUAGAAUGUAUCGACGAACUGUAUCUAAGAGAGGAGAACGAAAAAACUGUCCAAAAAGCUGCACAGCAUUUAAAGUGAAGUCGAGCAACUAAAGUGUAGACUCAGUGACUCAACAAAAGAUAUGAUGAACUUCUGAUAGAGUCAAGAAAGCUGGGGUGGGCUUAUCUCGAGGACCCCAUCCAGACAUUCUUCACUUCCCUUCGCCGCUCAGAACAACAUUUGAGACUUCAUUAAUUAGUGCCAGUGUUGAAGUAAUGACCACAUCUCUGCUGUUAAACGUCUUUGUGAUUGGUAUUCACAGCAAGAACCAGAAAGGCUGUAGAAUUGAUGCAGCGUCUAUGUAACGACAUGCAACUCAGUUACCAUUCGCGCGUUCAUGAAACAGGCAGUGAGCCAUACUUUUUGGGUCCGAGCUAAUGAUACUCACUUGCUGCUCAGACCUCAGCAGGAGUAACGGUGUUCGAGUCCGUAACCAACUGUUUAAAAAUAUUGUGCCUGCAUCAAUGGGCUAUAGUUCCAAGCUUACCAUAAACGAAAUAACUGUAUUUUGAUCAAGCCAACAGUCUAACUUAUGCUUGGGACUCUGUUAUGGCCCAAACUACUUAAGCUAUGACUGACUGCUACUGGUUUUAUUGCUUGACCUAGAUUUCUUGGUUUGACAGGAUCACAACGGACAAGUGUUUCAGUUAUUUUAGUGCAGCGGAAUUACGAUGAUCCCAACUGGCAUCUGUGGCGGUGACCGACGAGAUAUCCAUCUAUCUAUCAAAGGACGAUUAUACUACACUGAAUUCCAUUCUGUCCUGUUACACACCUGUGAAAUAUGGUCGUUAAAAGUGGAAGACAUGAAGCGGUUACAAGGUUUUGAUCACAAAUGUCCUUGUAGCAUUGCUGGGGCAUGGUGGAAUCACCGUGUAAGCAAUGUUGAGGUCAGGUGUAGGGUACUAGGCAAGACAGGCAAGUCGAUUGAUGAAGUUGUGAACCUCAGUCGACUGAGAUGACUUGCUUGAACAUGUACUGCACAUUUCCAGCCUUCACCUACCUCGAUGUAUCAUGAUAAAGGAAGUUGGAUUAGGUUGGAGGAGAGCUCAGGGUAGCGAGAUCAAGACGUGGCAACAGUCGAUGCACUCUCUUACUGUUGGUCUGAUCUGUUUUGGGAGAUGUAGACUACCAUGUUGGAGUCCUCAAGACGAUAGAAAUCGGUGCUUGAGAAGUCUUGGUGACAUGGCUGAAAAUUGGUCACAAUGGCACAGAUGCAUUCACUCCUUGACAUGUCCUAAAACUUGAAUAUUUGCACUAUCCGUUAUCUAAAGAUUGUUUAUUCUCUCAUACAACUCUGUCUACUUUGAUAUCACUCCUUUCUAUCCAUCUGUUCUUUGUGUACUACUGUGAAAUGUGGCUACCUGGACUGAUACAUUCGCGUCAGGCUUUACGUUGAUUUUGUCCUAAUGUAUAACCUACCCACUAUCGCAGUUGUAACCUGCUCCACGUGCUUCAGUUCAUGUCGCUAAAUAUCAUGCUAUUUCAGAAUGAAGUUUACACCCUGAAAUAUUGUUCUUUUUACCUUUAUAUAUUUUUUAUUCUGAUGAGUCCUAGAGAGAUGAGUAUUUCAGGCACUUCCAUUUGUUUGUGCGGUUAAUAAGUGUAACUCCCACGUUAUGUCGCCCAACCAUUCACGCUCAACUGUUUAAGAACUUUUCUUUUUUUUUAUCAGUUUAGCGUAAGUGAUUUAGUGCAUUUAAUGCGUAUAUUGCGAGAUUAGUUAUGGAUGGUAGCAUAUCUAACUGUUUAAAAUUCUUGGUGCAUCUUUCUUCAUUCAUGAACUGUUUACUGCUUUGUUACUGGAAAAUAUUUUUAUAAACGUUUCUGGUUUAUUUGAUGACUUUUAACCAACAUUUUUUUCUAGGUUCCUGCUGCCUGCUUGUUUUUGUACGACAGUUUACUACGCGAAGCACUCAGCUGCUGAUCAUACCCUAAUGUCACUUGAUGUACUCUUGAAAUGUGAUUUUUCUGAGGUCGAUCUACCUUCCAGUUGGAUACGAAAAGCUGUGUUUUGCGUUCCUUGGAACAUGAGGAUUGUUACCAUCGGAUUGCAGGAUAAGAUGCUUAUUUUUGGGGGAUUAGCCAGGAACUGUGACAAUUUCAUUCUCCUCAGUGAACUGAAGUUCCAGAGCCGCAUCACAGCAAUUAAUUGUUUGCAGUUUCCUUCAAGUAAGAAUAACAACAGUAGUGAGUGGAAUGUGUUCGUCGUUGGUCUUGAGAAUGGUGAACUAAUAUUCCUAGAUGAAAAUAAUAAAAUUUUAUUGUGUAUCAAAGUUGGAUUCGAUUCUGUUAAGUCCAUGCAGUUGACUUCAUGUGGUGAAAACUUAUGUGUCUUAAAUAAGACAUCAAUUAUUUGCCUAGACGUAAACGAUCUUGAAGGUGUUCUGUUAAACAGCCGUAUUUACUUAUCGGAACAUUUCCCUGAGUUUGAUGAAAACAUUAACGUUGAGUACUCGAAAACCAUUCGUUAUCGAAAUAUGGUUGUUCCAACAGAUGGUGAGAAACAACACUUUUCGUGUUUGUCUAAACCCCAAAUGGGAAUCUUCGAUUCGCUCGUACGAAAGUUCGCUUUUGGAUCGCAUUUGAACGAUGGGAGAGUGUGUGUACAAUCACCAAGGCAAACUAGAUGGACAACAACUGGUUCUAAUCCUUUCAUCAGCUUCAGUUUCUCAAAUGAGAACACGGAUCCAGGAGUCUCUCAUUUUGCAUCUUUUGUCUAUCAAGAGGCUAAACGUGCCGUGUUUGGAUUCAAAAAAUCCUCUAGCAGUGAUCCAGAAUCCUUAGUUGUAACAUGGUCAAAACAGAAAGAUGACUUUACUACAUAUCCCGUUGUUGUGUGUAACUCUCUUUCAAAGACUUCUUUAACUUUAUCUCAUGGAUUGGCUGACAGCCGUCGUAGUGUGUUGUCUUCUAGUAUCGCCAUAUCCUUUGAUCAUCGUUGGUUGGCAGUUCCUGAUAACCUUGGAAGAGUGCUUCUUGUAGAUGCUCACAAGGAGCGUGUUGUACGCAUAUGGAAAGGUUAUAGAGAUGCUGAAGUUGCUUUUCUUGAAGUUUCUGAUCUGGAGACGCCUUCCAUUAGCUAUCAUAGCCAACCCAGCAAUGUAAUUAGAAAAACGCUCUGUCUACUCAUUCACGUCCCAAAUCUUCAUUUGUUGGAGCUUUGGUGUUUACUUCAUGGUCCUCGAAUUGUAUCAUGGGAUGUAGUGGAGCCAGUUCGUCUUAUUCAGACUACGUGUCACAGAUAUGUUUGUACAACCGAGUCAAACAAGUUGAAUUCUAAAUACUGCCAGAUGGUAUUAAUUGAUGCCUCUGGACGUGUUUAUUCUGUCGCUUUGAACCAUGGUCUGUGUUUAUCCGAUAAUAAUACGGAAGCAGCAAUGGAUUAUCAGGAAUAUAAAGUACUUCAAAGGAUCUUUGAAAUCUUGGAACAAUCGGAUAACUUAAAAUUAGAGGAAUUUUGCCAUGGAGUAACUAACCUUCUGGUUCAAUUUCGAACAGUGCAGUGGUUUGAGAGAGCACUUACUCAUUUACUAAGUUAUCCAAGCCUUAGUCCUCAUCUAAUUCUGGACGUUAUCAAGCUUUGUAUUCAGUUGAUAAGCAAAGAUGGUGAUAUAGAUAAGCAAGUCAACUCAAUGAAUCUAAAAAUAUGUACAAAUGUAAAAUAUUUAGUUGAAUUCUAUUUAAUCUUUUAUUAUCUUUAUGAUCAUCAUACUGAAACUGAUGAGAAAUAUGAAUUCACUAGGGAGUCGUUGAGUACAUGCGUAGAAUUUAUAGCGGAUCUGUUGAGUUGGGAUUCAGAGGAUGCAAAACACUGCUUACAAUUAUAUACAAUUUGUGCAUCAGUUCUAACGACUAGUAUCAAUUCUCUUAAAAAACCGAUUUCUAUACAAAUAUUCGUCAAUUCAUUUCAAUAUACAUCUGUUUCAAAUACUGAGAUGAAGUAUACAUCAUCUGCUUUAGUAGAGCAUUCAAAACAAUUUAAUUUGCCGAGAAUUCGUUCAGAUAGUACUUAUAAAACAUUAACAAAAAUAGGAUCUUUUGUCUUUACACCCUAUUUGAAUGGCCUACAAACAUUUGUUUCUCUACAAAUAAUCAUUGAAUCGUCUAAUUUAGACCCGAAACUACUCUUGCUAUCCUUCACCUUGUUUAUACUGAAUGAGGAUAACUAUAUGAAUUUACCUAUUUUAAUCGAUCGAAUACAUCGUAUAUUUUGUUAUUUGAUAUAUCGAAUUCUAGUCGGACUAUUAUCAUCUUCAUCAUCAUUAUUAUCAGAAAAAGUGGAGGAACAACAAGGAGUAGACAAAAAUUCUGAGAAUGAAACUAACAUUUAUAACUUUCUUGACAUUGAACAUAACAGAUCUAGUCAACCACAUUCAAAAUUUGAUUAUAUAUGCAAACAGGUGUAUAUGUAUUGUUUGGAUAGUUUUCAUUUAACAUCGGCUUAUUUAAUUGCAUUAAUAAUGCGUUGUAUACUCUUUCAAGUAUGGCAAGCAUUUGAAUCAGGAGAGAAUAUUUUGCAAAUUUUGUUUACAUGGAUACAACGUCCUGAUUUCAUGUUAAAUAAUUCUUCUGUGAAUAUGACUGCAGUUGACAAUGAUUUUACUAAUCAGUUAACUGAAUUUACUAAGCUAUCCAGUAAUAAUGAUGUUGGUCUAAAACUAUCAUCAGAAUUUCUUGCCUAUUUUACAUCGAAUUUACAACAUCUUGUUGAUAAAUGGCAUCAAACAUGUGCUCAAUUAGAGGACAUUUUGUCUGUCGGACUGAUACUAUCUCAUUCAUCGACCAUAAAGAAGGAAUCAAAAGAUUUUCGUCAGUGUCCAUUCAAUUUUAAUCUAAGAUGUGUGUUAGCUAAUGGUCGUUCCUACAUAACGGGUAUAUUCGCAUCGUGGAUUGUGAAAAACAAUAUAUUACCUGAACAAGUUCUUUGCUUCUAUCAAGAAAUAUGUGCUAAACCAUUGAUAACUGAUGAUUACAAUGGAAGAGAUUUGGCUGUUCGAGAUCCAGACCACAUAAGACAAGUAAUUUUCUCACUAGCCUAUAAACGAUUACCUUUCACACUAGAGUUGGAUACAGUAUUAUCAACUGUUUGUUGGAUUCAUUUUCAAAUUUGGCGAAAUAAACCUGAGAAAAUAAAUCAUUUAGUUUAUUGCAUUGAAUUUAUGAAACGAUUCACUUCAGCUGGUACAAUGAUUGUUCAAGGUUUAGGAACUAUGAUAUGGCACAAAGGUCUCAUUGAUUGGUUUAAUCCUAUUCUAGCUAUUGCAAGAGGUGGUGAUAAACUAUUUGAUAACAAUCGUGAUUGUUUUCCAAACAUAUUGGAUGUUUCAAUGUGCUUGAUUGAAUUUUUCAAAAUAUACUCAAAUGCCUGUCAACGUGCUGAGGUGGUACCAAUUUUUUCAGUAGAAGCUGAAUGGAGUCAUGUAGAUAUUUUUGACAAUAAAUCUUUACAAUUCAGUGUAAACAAUUACAAUGACAAAAAUUCGAUUGAUAUAGUUGCUGAUUUAGAUGCACAAUGUUCAACUGCUGAAGGUAUUAUGAAAGAAAUAUCUCCAAGAAUUUCCUAUCUCUUUGAUGAUAAACUAUUUGGAAAAUUUUCGGUACAAGAUGCAAUAAACCAACCUAUUCCUAAAUUGUCUUCAGUUAAUUCAUGGGAACAACUCGUUAUUGUUGCUUCGGCUUUAAUUGUUUUUGGUCGCCCUGAGAAACCUGAUAAACUUAAUCAAUACAAAUCACAUAAAAUAUUCUAUUCUCCUUCCGACUUUUUUCCUUCACAGGAUCUUUACGUGAUACUUUCACCUGAUGAUCCAAACUGGACCAGUGCGGCUAUUGUGGGAGAUGUUGAUGACCAUCUAGGGAUCAGACGGCGUUUUUUCCUAUCUUGGUUGAUUGAAAGAUGUGUUGCACGUCUUGCACUAUCACCUAACUCUAGUUUACAAGAGCACCCAACCCACUCAGCUAAUUACACACAUAAUCGAACUUUCCCAGCCGUGGAGGUUUAUCGUUUAUUUAGUUCUGCUGCUUUAACUUUGGCUAAUCAUUGGGGCUUCCCUAAAGACACAGUGAUUACACAGCAUGUAGUAUCGCUGUUCGAAGUAAAUCUAGACGAUCAGGCACAACUUUUUCUUUCAAAAGUUGAAGACCCUACAAAUUUGGCUGUCCGAUUGUUAUUUAUCAUUGGACGUCGUGUAGCUUAUCAAUGUUUUAGUCCGGGAUCCAGUUUAAAACAAAAAUUACGUCUACGUGUAUAUAUCCCAUUAACACUUGAAUCAUGGCUUCGUGGUUUAUUACCUAUGUCUAGUUCUGCCAAUGAUUUAGAAGUCUGUCAAGAUUCUCAAUUCAAUUCUGAGACAAUAGACUUGAAAACAUUAGUCUUUCUUAUCGAUUAUGUGAUACAACAUCUUCCUCAGCAUGCUAGUCAAUUGUCGAUAGCUGAAGAGCUAAGAGAUAUCAUUCAGGCUAUUGUACAAUUAGAUUCUAUAUAAUAUUUUUCAAAAAGACAUCGUAUUCUCCCCCCCCCCCCCCCAGCCUCCCUGUAAUAUACCCUAUAUAAUAUUAUACUUUUCAUAAUAUACAUAUUGUAGUUUUUGAAAACUUUUAGAAAACAAAAUAUAAGCUGAUAUCUUUUUACAAGUAUACCGAGUAAUGCAAUUGAAAUGAGUCCCAUGAAUAAUAAUUCAGCGAAGAAACUUUUCUUUUCGACAAAUCAUUUUCACAAAGAGUACAUUCGUAAUCAUAGUCAUAAUGAAAACAUUUAUCUAUCAAUGGCUAAAUGGGUCAUCAGAAAUUGUUUAUUGAAUAAAGUAAUUAUUUGUAUAGA
This is a messenger RNA of Heterobilharzia americana, 8116 nucleotides long. Lineage: Eukaryota; Metazoa; Platyhelminthes; Trematoda; Strigeidida; Schistosomatidae. The record is from the annotation of a GenBank genome assembly.